Molecule: messenger RNA, 2873 nt
Organism: Cavia porcellus (domestic guinea pig)
Lineage: Eukaryota; Metazoa; Chordata; Mammalia; Rodentia; Caviidae
Gene: Wfikkn1
Product: WAP, follistatin/kazal, immunoglobulin, kunitz and netrin domain containing 1
Exons: 2
Coding region: 1096-2754 (552 amino acids)
Biological process (GO): transforming growth factor beta receptor signaling pathway
Cellular component (GO): extracellular region
Molecular function (GO): receptor antagonist activity; serine-type endopeptidase inhibitor activity; transforming growth factor beta binding
Source: RefSeq, a predicted model, not a curated record
UGAGUGCUGGGAUUGAAGGCAUGUGCCACCACACCCAGCACUGGACUUGAUGUUGCUAAGGAUCUAAUCCUGGGCUCUAAGCAUGCUAGCCAAGUCCCUUGCUCUACCACUCAGCCUCACCCUGGUCCAGGGACCUGCUUUUUUUUUUUUACCCCCAACUUGCCCAGUUGAGGAAAGGCCUAAGGGACAGACUCCUGAGCCAGAAACCAGGGGCCCAACUUCAGUGAAGGGAUGUGUCUGUGAGAAUGUAAAGUCCAGCUGUGUCUUGUCUCCCCAUCAGAAAGGAGGGGCCUCACCCCCAGCAGGGUUUAGGUUAAACCUUCAGGAAAACUGACACUGUAAGGGUCAUGGAGGUCUCCAGAAGAAAACAGAUCCUUACCAUCUGGUAGCUGAAGAUGGAGUCCUUUGCCUUGCUUGGACUCAACAUGUGACAGGCACCACCUUGGACCUGCCUUGGGUGAAACCUGGCCUAGUAGUCAGUUGGGUUGGAGUGGAUACCUGAACCCACUGGCAUGGGAGACUGAGGGGGUCAGGGACAAAAGCUGAGCUCUGCCAGCCCUGACCCUCCCCCCUGAGCUGAGGGGGUGGGUCUUCAAGGAGACUUUGAUCCCCGCUGGGCUGUGGCCUAGCCUGUGGAGUGGCUCAGGUUACAGCAUCCCCUUCUCUCCCCGCCUCAGGCCAGAGCUGGCCCUUCUCCGCCUCUUGGUGACCCUCUUGGCCAGUGGCUCUGAGCUUCUGUGCCUCUGGCCCCUCCCCUCCUCUUCCCACUCUCUACUCUGUGCUCACUGGAGCCUGGGAGCCAUCCAUUAGUGGCUGAGAGAGGCAGGCACCGCAUGGACGACUCUAAGAACUCUGAGAGAUCCCAGAACCCACUCACUGUGGAGCUGGGAAAGAGAAUCUGCCCAAGGAUCUGCCGCUGCUGUGAGCUCCAGCAGGGGUCAAAGGAGCUGGGGGAGUCAUCAGGGCCAGCCAUCUCAAGGGAGGCCCAGCUGAUUACAGGCCCAGAGAGUGGAUGCAUGCAGGAAACUGGGUGCUAAGGGGACCCAAGGAGGGGCUGGUGGCCACACACUCCUGGCCCCUGGCCCUGUGAUCCUCAUGCCCACCCUGCAGUUACUCCUGCUGUUCCUGCCUCUUUUCCUCAUUGUCCAGCUGACUUCAGGGGUCAGUCUGCUGCCAGAGCCUGGAAGCCACCCUGGAGUGUGCCCCAACCAACUGAGCCCCAGCCUGUGGGUGGACGCCCAGAGCACCUGUGAGCGGGACUGUACUGGGGACCAGGACUGCACAGCUGCUGAGAAGUGCUGUACCAAUGUGUGUGGGCUGCACAGCUGCGUGGCAGCCCGCUUCCCUGAUGGUGGCCCAACUGCACCUGUGACAGCAGCCUCCUGUGAGGGCUUUGAGUGCCCACAGCAGGGUUCCGACUGUGACAUCUGGGAUGGGCAGCCCGUGUGCCGCUGCCGUGACCGCUGUGAGAAGGAGCCCAGCUUCACCUGUGCCUCCGAUGGCCUUACCUACUAUAACCGCUGCUACAUGGAUGCAGAGGCCUGUCUACAUGGCCUCCACCUGCACAUUGUGCCUUGCAAGCACAUCCUCAGCUGGCCACCCAGCAGCCCAGGGCCACCAGAGACCACUGCCCGCCCAACACCUGAGGCUGCCCUAAUGCCACCUGCCCUUUACAACAGCCCUUCCCCACAGGCAGUACAUGUUGGGGGCACAGCCAGCCUCCACUGUGACGUCACUGGCCGCCCACCACCCGCUGUGACCUGGGAGAAGCAGAGCCACCAGCGGGAAAACCUGAUUAUGCGCCCUGACCAAAUGUAUGGCAAUGUGGUAGUCACCAGCAUUGGACAGCUGGUGCUCUACAAUGCCCGGCCUGAGGAUGCUGGCUUAUAUACCUGCACUGCACGCAAUGCCGCUGGCCUGCUGCGGGCUGACUUUCCACUCUCUGUGGUUCAGAGGGAACCAGCCAGGGAAGGGACCUCUGGCACUCUAGCUCUGGCGAAGUGCCUGCCAGAUUUGCAGGCCUGUGCUGGUUCCACCUCCGCAAACCAAGUCCUCUGGUACUUUGAUUCACAGCGAGGUGGCUGCAUGACCUUUCCAGCCUUUGAAUGUGCUGGGGCCACUCAAGGUUUCACAACAUAUGAGGCAUGCCAACAGGCCUGUGUCCAAGGCCCUAGGGAUGCCUGCAUGUUGCCAGCUGUGCAGGGUCCUUGCCAGGGCUGGGAACUGCGCUGGGCCUACAAUCCAGUGUUGCAGCAGUGCCAGCCUUUUGCCUAUGGUGGUUGUGAGGGUAAUGGCAACAACUUUGAGAGCCGUGAGAGCUGCGAGGAGGUCUGUCCUGUGCCUCGCUCACCACCCUGUCGGGCAUGCCGCCUCAGGAGCAAGCUGGUGCUAAGCCUGUGCCGCAGUGACUUUGCCAUUGUGGGGCGCCUCACAGAGGUGCUCGAGGAGCCUGAGGUGGGUGGUGGCAUUGCCCGAGUAGCCCUUGAUGAUGUGCUAAAGGAUGACAAGAUGGGCCUCAAACUCCUAGGCACCAAGUACCUGGAGGUGACGCUCAGUGGCAUGGAUUGGGCCUGCCCCUGCCCCAAUGUGACAGCUAGUGAUGAGCUGCUGAUCAUAAUGGGGGAAGUUCAUGAUGGUGUGGCCAUGCUAGAUGCUGGCAGCUAUGUCCGUGCUGCCAGUGAGAAGCGUGUCAAGAAGAUCUUGGAGCUACUUGAGAAGAAGGCCUGUGAGCUGCUCAUCCGCUUUCAGGAUUAACUGUGUUGUCCUCUCCCACUUGGGACUAGCUCCCUUCUCCAUCUCCUCUUGCCAAGACUAGCCCUGGUGUCCCUUCCUGCCUCCUUUCCUACUGAAUAAAGGCUCCCCUCAUCCUUGGA